GCGCUUCUAUUCCGCACAGCACGGUACGGCUGAAUGUCGGGAGAGACGUAGAAGCCCAAACAGAGCCUGUCCAAACACCAGAGACCAAGAUCACCCGGAAGAUUGUACGUUAAACGCCGACAGACGCUAGAAAUCGAGUUUAAUCAUGGCACAAAUGUUCAGUAUCUCUGACAAUGAGUCAGAGACAUCGGAAGACCGUGAGGACCCCGACCAGACAGAACAUAACAGUGGAUUGCCGCAGGGGAAGCAGCUCCGCACUGUGCCUGAUAGCCUGAAAGGCGAGCAACUGGGGAGGCAGAGAAAUCUCUCGAUGAAUGAGGAUCUGCUGGAGGCCGGGGCAGCAGAUGAAGGCGAUUUCAGGCCUAGAUCUCGCUCUGCUCCUCCUGCUUUGUGGGCUGCUAAGAAAUAUGGCCGACAGCUAAGGAGAAUGAGCGAUGAGUUUGACAUCCUCCUUGAUAAAGGGAUGAAGAGGGUGAAGAGCGCAGGAACAGCACGUCAGAUGCAGCAAUCACCCAGCUGGUUGGCCUUCCUUUGGAGUCACAAAGAGUCUGAUGCUGAGUCGCGCCCUGCAGAGUGAUUGACGGUGAAUGAAUGAUGGAAGAGGAUAGAAAAGAGGACUACUGUACAUAACAAUUGGUGGCAGAAGAAAAGGAUGCACUGCUUUGAAGAGAAGGAUCAAUUCCACUGACUGGACCCAUUUCAUGAACUGCACUGGAACCCUUGACUGUUGAAAAGCAUGAACUGUAUCUCACUUUGUGCUAUUCCACAAAGACGGCAAAAAUGGAGAAUCUUCUUCUCUUUUGACUUUUCUUAAGCUCUGGGAAUAUUAUGCAGUAAAUUCCAUGAACGUGAAUGUGAGCUGGAUAUCAGCUUGUUCUAAACACACUUUCUGUCGCUCUGCCAUAUCGCUUUUUUAGGUUCAGAUGAAAUGCCUUUUAACAAAAGCACAUCAAAUGAAGGAAUUAUUAACAAUAUUUUUAGACAGCUGUACAAAAUCUGUUUUUACUGUAAAGGCACUUUGGUCACUUAGAAGAGCCCUUCUGCUUUAUUGCUAUCUCUGAGUCAUAAAAAUCUCUUGGAAUCUACAACCAACAAUACCAUUAAGAGCAAGAGUCCAAAAAACAAGAAUGGGUCAAAAUACCCAUGAGAGCAAGAACAGAGGACAGCAUCAUUACUGGUAUUACUUGAAAAAGACAAAUUGUCAAUGCCUUGUAACUUUUUUAAUUAGUUAAAAACAUUUUAUUUCUUUGUUAUUUUGUUGUUUGUAACAAGUAUAGCCUAAUAAAAACCCUAAUAAACCA
This is a messenger RNA of Ctenopharyngodon idella (grass carp), 1301 nucleotides long. It is a transcript of the gene badb, whose product is annotated as BCL2 associated agonist of cell death b. The transcript is spliced from 4 exons. The coding region runs from base 146 to 577 and encodes 143 amino acids. Gene Ontology annotation, biological process: apoptotic process. The record is from RefSeq and is a predicted model, not a curated record. Lineage: Eukaryota; Metazoa; Chordata; Actinopteri; Cypriniformes; Xenocyprididae. Gene Ontology annotation, cellular component: mitochondrion.